GUAUAACCAACGACAGGGCUCUCAAUCGAGGGCUGCCGUGAUCUGGCGUUUCCCCGGCAGAGCGCAAACAGCUCUGGAGUCCACAGGGUAACGCACUCUGACCCUUCACCGCGCCAGUAACCCUUGCGGAAUUACUACCGGUGUAACAACCUCAGACCCAGCGGGCGAGCUACAUCUUAAGACCAGGCGGGCAGAAAACAAAAACAGCAAACAUAACAAAACACGUUGAAUGAUGCCAUGGGGCUCAUCGACUUCGACCCGCGCGCGGCUGUAGCAGCCAUGAUGGCCGCCUCACCCGCUGCUACAGCCGCCGCAGCGGCUGCUGCUACAGCCGUUGAUGCUUUCGGCGGCGCCGCCAGCUCUGGCGGCGGCAGCAGCGGCGGCGGUGGCGGCGGCGCCAGGUCGGGCUCGGGCGUGGCGCAGCAGAAGGUGCAUGAGGCCAUGGUGGCGGCGGCGGCCGCCGUGGUGGCGACCGAUGCAGUGGCGGCGGCUUCGGCGGCGCGCCGCCGCGGGGGGGUUGCGGUGUAGAGGCUGCUGCAGAUGUGGAGGCUGCGGCGGCGGGUGUACGGGUCAGUGCUGGUCACAGGUUGACGUGUGUGUGGGCUAGGGUUAGUGUGCGUGUGCGUGACUUGGCGUGCGUGAGACUUGCCGUACGGUUGUUGGGGCGCACUUAGCUGACAGUGACGCUUAGUAUCAGCGCUGUCCGCUGAUACUCCAGAUUGGCACUACAGUACAUUGCUUAUGUAACUGUGACCUCGAACGAGCAGACUGAUCACCUGUGAGCGCGAGGAGGCUGGGCGUGUUCAGCGGCAGUCAAGUCUAGCACAUUUGGCCAGCUAGCAAAUGCUCGAGUAGAGGGUGAUAUAUAGCCCCUACAGCGAAGGACUGCGACGGCAGUCCACUCGGUCCGAUGCGAUGCCCUCUCCACACUUUGCUGCGUAUCAGGGGCCUCUCAGCUCAGCUAGUUGCACGGCGCCAGCAACAGCAUUCAUGCGGGAGCGCCUCGUGUUCCGCGACGUAGUAAUAGUGAAGGGACAGGUGACGAGCUAGGCACAAACCGGCAGAUGGUCGUGACAGGGCUGUGUGUGAACGCGUCGCAACGCCACACGUGUUAUCGACGCGCACCUGCAGGCAGGCGACCAGCGUCUGCGGAUGAGCGCCGAAGAGCACCGCAGAGAAAAUGCAAACGAAUGCAGAAAAGCACGCACUGGCCGGGCGACAGUAUGACAAGCCGGGGCAAAAAGCCAAAAACAGAGCGCGGCAAGGAAGAGGGAGCAGGUGGGGGGGGGGUUAGAACGCUCAGGAUCUUA
Messenger RNA from Chlamydomonas reinhardtii, 1310 nucleotides. RefSeq lists its product as uncharacterized. NCBI's taxonomy places the organism in Eukaryota, Viridiplantae, Chlorophyta, Chlorophyceae, Chlamydomonadales, Chlamydomonadaceae. The record is from RefSeq and is a predicted model, not a curated record. Bases 238 to 528 code for a protein of 96 amino acids. The transcript is spliced from 2 exons.